Messenger RNA from Striga asiatica, 807 nucleotides. The record is from the annotation of a GenBank genome assembly. NCBI's taxonomy places the organism in Eukaryota, Viridiplantae, Streptophyta, Magnoliopsida, Lamiales, Orobanchaceae.
AUGGAAGGCUUGAUGCUUGGAUGGAUAUGGUGGAUUCUGAAGAAGAUCCAAGGUGUUAAUGGCAGAAUUAUCAAAGUACUGGCGACAAUUGAUCUGGAAAAACCAUUGCUAAGAGGCACCACGAUUUCUCUUGGAGGCAGAACUAGGUUGGUAGACUUCAAAUAUGAACAGUUAAUGGGGUUUUGCUACUACUGUGGGUUGGUUGGUCAUUCAGAAAGAGGAUGUGAAAAGGAACAUGUUGAUAUUCAAAAAGAGGUAGUUACGGAGGGUCAGUAUGGGGAUUGGUUACGGGCUUAUGAUAGACGGCCCUUAGGGAAGAAAUUUGAAGAGAGGGGCUCAAACUCGCCAUUUCCACCUGAGAAAAGGGAAGGGACUGAAAGAGAUCACUUGGAUAAAUCUGGGGCAGUGGAUUAUGAAGGUGUUGUGCAGAAAGAUCACCAAAAUAAGUCUGGAGCAGUGGUACUUGAAGGUGAUGUGCAGAUGGAAGAUAUCCUUUUAAACCAAGAUACUAGGGAGAAAGGCAACCUUACAUACUCCGAAGAAUGGUGUAACAAGGAUGAUGAGGAGAGGGCUGCAAUCAAUGGAAACGAUGAGGAAGAUCCAAGGCUCAUUUGGGUCAGCCAAUUGGUAGAUUCAGAGAACAAAAGAUGGAAAAAGGAUCUUAUACUGCAAAAUUUCAACCUUAUUGAUGCUGAAGCCAUUCUCAAAAUUCCACUGAAUAGAAUGGAGAUGGAUGAUGACUUGUGGUAUCAAGCUUUCUUCUGCGGAUCUUUCAUCUUGUUUGGAGCUGGGUGGAGCUUUGGCUAG